AUGUCAGUGCGAGAGUUACGGAUCUGGAGACGAACCGAUAGCAGACAGACACCUGCCAUUUUAAUUGACAAGAACAGCUUCGACUGCUCACUGCUGCUGCAGAAUGGAAGCAUCGCAACGCUCGAUUCGGAUUCUGCUGAAGUGGAAAGACGCGGUUACACGAAAAUCAUGGACUCCUAUGGGAUUAUGGGUGUCUUGCGAAUAACUGAACAUGUCUUGGUGGCCGUGACUGGAGUGCUGUCGGUAGGACAGCUCUAUGGUGCGGACAUCGUCAAAGUGAUCUCAUGUGACUUCAUCUCACUUCGUAGCUUUGCACCGGUUGAAUAUAUCGAUCCUCGUAUAGUCGAUUUACAACGGUUGCUUUCAUCGGGUAUGUUUUAUUUUUCUUCAAAUCCUCGAUACGACAUCACUUUGUGUGCACAACGUCGAUCCGCAAACACUGGUAGUGACCAGAGAUUUUUUUGGAAUCGAUGUCUUCAUUUCCCCUUCGAGAGGUUUGGCAUUGACACAUCACAGUGGUUGCUUAAAUGUAUUGUUGGUUCAGUACUGGUUCGUACGGUGUACAUCGGUCAUCGAACAGCGCGAGUGGCGCUAUUGUCACGACUCAGCUGCGAACGAGUGGGCACACGAUUCAAUAUCCGUGGAGUCAACUCAAAUGGAUGUGUCGCUAACUUCGUCGAGACUGAGCAGGCCAUCGUCUUUGACGACAAUGACUGUUCCUUCGUGCAAAUUCGUGGAUCCGUGCCUUUGUUCUGGGAGCAGCCUGGAGUUCAAGUUGGUUCACACAAGGUGAAGCUAAGGGCGUUUGAGGCCAGCGUACCUGCAUUCCAAAGGCAUUUUUCGCGCUUGAUUUCAUUGUAUGGAAAAAUAACAAUUGUGAAUCUUCUGGGAAGGAAAGAAGGCGAACGAAUCCUCUCCGAUGCAUUCAAGACGCAGUAUAAGAAUUCGAAGCUAACGUCUUCUGUCGACUUCUUCGAAUUCGAUUAUCACUAUCAGAUGAAAAUUUCCAAGGAUUCACUUGGUCAUCUGCUCAAAAAACUUGCUCCUUCAAUCGAGGUGAACUCACUGUACGUUUCUAUUGAUGGGACCGUUAAAACGCAGCAAUCUGGUGUUUUGCGAGUUAAUUGUCUGGACUGUCUUGAUCGAACGAAUUCUGUUCAAACAGCUGUUGGCCUCAUGGUUAGUUCUGAGCAAGUGGCUGCGUUAGGUUUGAACAAAGACAAGGUGAACGUCAGUCAGCGUAUCGAGGAGAUUCUGCGAGAUCUUUGGCAGAAAAACGGAGAUCUUUGUAGCAAUAUUUAUGCAGGUACAGGAGCACUCGAUGGGAAAAGUAAGCUGAAGGAUGCGUCGCGUUCAAUUGCUCGAACUAUCCAGAACAAUUUGAUGGACAGUUCAAAGCAGGAGUCCUUUGAUAUUUUUCUUUCGGGCACUUGGUUCGAUUCGCAGACCUUCGACCGAGCAGCGAACAUUCUUCCGAGUCCUGUCCUCAACGAGUGUGAAGAAGCCGUGAAUCAGGUGGUUGGUCGAGUUCAGGAAAUCACGUCGCUGAAUCCAAUCAAAAUAUUUGUGGGCACAUGGAACGUCAACGGCGGCAAAAAUAUGCAUAACAUUGCAUUUCGAAAUGAAUCAAAUAUGACUCAUUGGAUCUUUUCUGAUGACACGCUCGGUAAGUGGUUACUUUUCUUCAAACUAGCGUUUGUGUUCAGUACGACGAAUCAGCGGGUAUGGACUGAAGGCAUCCGACGAGUACUGCAUGAGCAGGGUCCCUAUAUUCUUCUAGUCGUCGAGCAAUUGGUCGGAGUGUGCUUACUUAUUUUUGUUCGACCGCAACUUGCGCCUUAUAUAAAAGACUUUUCUGUUAAUUCUGUUAAAACGGGUAUGGGUGGAGCUACUGGCAAUAAGGGAUCGGUAGCAUUCCGAAUGGUAGUGCAUUCCACAAGCUUUUGUUUCGUAUGUUCACAUUUCGCUGCUGGUCAGAACGAGGUUCGAGAUCGAAAUGAGGACUUCACUACUGCCCUGCGUAAGAUCAGAUUUCCUCAAGGCAAAGAAAUCGAAUCUCAUGACGUAAUUUUUUGGUUCGGGGAUUUCAACUACAGGAUUAAUCUUAGUGGUGAUGAAGUGAAAAAAGCUGUUCAAUCGAAUGAGUUGACAAAGCUUUGGCCUUUCGACCAAUUAUCACAACAAAAUGCUCAAAGAUUGGUAUUUGAUGGUUUUCAAGAAGGUGCACUAUCUUUCGCUCCGACUUACAAAUAUGACACGUUUUCGGAUGACUACGAUACUAGCGAGAAGUGCCGUGUUCCCGCAUGGACUGAUCGAAUUUUAUGGAGGGAACGACGGGAUGUCACGGACACGAAGUUAAUACGGUAUUUCCGAUCGGAACUGAAAACGUCUGAUCAUCGUCCUGUCGGCGCCAUCUUCUCCGUUAAUGCCUACCGGGUGCAUCGUACGAAAUGCGUUUCACUUGUGGAGGAUAUUGUCGCAAGCCUUGGUCCACCAGACAGCACUAUUAUUUGCAAUUUGGAAGGAAUCAAAGGUUUCCCUGUGGCAGUUUUUCCAAAAAUUUUCGCGAAACUAAAGGAGAUACCGGCACAAGUAUGUCUCAGCAAGUUCGUAGGCGGUGAACUGCACAUAAUCCUUGAAAGUGGGGAAGCGGCACUUGCUGCGUUGAGCAUGGAUGGAAUCCGCAUAGAUGACUAUCGUGUCUCCGUGCGUUUGCGAUCUCCGGAUUGGGUGGAGCAUCUACAACCUAAAUUGACCAAGUUCGCUUCUUCUCUAACUUCAAACGAUUCUGUGUCCCUUUUUGAAUGCGACCUCACCAUCACCAAUGAGGAAGAGUUCGAUUUUGACGGUUUGUCACUUGUUACUAUCAAAUGA
Messenger RNA from Angiostrongylus costaricensis, 2874 nucleotides. Lineage: Eukaryota; Metazoa; Nematoda; Chromadorea; Rhabditida; Metastrongylidae. The record is from the annotation of a GenBank genome assembly.